UUUCAAUUUAUUUGAGUGAAUUAGCUUGAAUUAAUAACAUUCUACGUUCGUAGUCUGGUAACGUUACGUACGUUAAUGAAUUAUGGAGGUCGACGAAGCUAAGGACAGCGUGUCCGCGGAGCCACCGGCGUCAACUCCAACGAAGCUACCUCAAAAGCGUUUCUAUCGACAGCGAGCUCAUUCGAAUCCCAUCGCUGAUCACAGUUUCGAUUAUCCUGUCUAUCCCGAUGAUUAUGACUGGUCCCAGCACUACCCGUCGAUCGGUGAUCGGCGGGUGGAAUUCGCCGAUAUCGGAUGCGGUUACGGUGGAUUUCUGGUGACGCUGGGGGAGAUGUACCCGGAAAAGUUUACCGUCGGAAUGGAAAUUCGGGUUAAAGUGUCCGACUACGUGAUGGAUCGCAUCCACGCAUUGCGAAAGCUGAACGAAAGUAAAUACCAGAACAUUGCCUGCAUCCGAACGAACGCGAUGAAGUAUCUGGCCAAUUACUUCCACAAGGGUCAGCUGGAGAAGAUGUUCUUCCUGUAUCCGGAUCCACAUUUCAAAAAGGCCAAGCACAAGUGGCGGAUCAUCAAUUCGGCCCUGUUGAGUGAGUAUGGCUACGUGUUACGGAAGGGGGGUAUGAUCUACACGGUGACGGAUGUGAAGGAUCUGCACGAGUGGAUGUGCAAACACAUCGAACAGCAUCCGGCAUUCGAGAGGUUAAAUGCGGAGGAGGUGAAGCUGGAUGUGCUGUCGGAGAAAUUGCUCGACAGCAGUGAGGAGGGCAAGAAGGUGACCCGAAACAAAGGGGACAAGUUUGUUGCGAUUUUUAGGAAGGUUUGAAUAAUAGAUGUGGAUCAUCCA
Ochlerotatus camptorhynchus is the source of this 844-nucleotide messenger RNA. RefSeq names its product tRNA (guanine-N(7)-)-methyltransferase. Gene Ontology annotation, biological process: RNA (guanine-N7)-methylation; tRNA methylation. The record is from RefSeq and is a predicted model, not a curated record. Bases 83 to 823 code for a protein of 246 amino acids. Gene Ontology annotation, molecular function: tRNA (guanine(46)-N7)-methyltransferase activity. Gene Ontology annotation, cellular component: tRNA methyltransferase complex. Lineage: Eukaryota; Metazoa; Arthropoda; Insecta; Diptera; Culicidae. The transcript is spliced from 2 exons.